AUGCUUCCAUUUCUGGCUAGACUUGUUGCAUACGAAGCUUUCAGGGACUACAAAAUCAUUUACGAGCUUCUCACGAUCAAGCCACCGGAAGGUGAGAUGUGGGUGGUACAAUGGAAGGAACAUCAUCUUGAGACGCCAUUCUUUAGAAGUCAGCCAAGCGAGGAUAUCGGGACUGCCGAUGCCUUUAGCCAUCGACUGCCGUCACUGGGUCUACGAGCAGGAUACCCAACACCACCGAGACAUCAUGAUAUUCUGGCAGAGGGUCUUCACCUUAUGAAUCAAUUCGAAUCUGAAGCCACGCCGGUGGUCUAUGCCGGACAUACCGACCCAAAUACGCUUGCUACACAUUACCUACUCCGAAACGGCGCAGAUGGCCAGGCAGCCUACCACGGCCAGGAGAGACGAAUCUUGGUCCUUGACCUCUUCUGA
Molecule: messenger RNA, 429 nt
Organism: Podospora pseudocomata
Lineage: Eukaryota; Fungi; Ascomycota; Sordariomycetes; Sordariales; Podosporaceae
Exons: 2
Coding region: 1-429 (142 amino acids)
Source: RefSeq, a predicted model, not a curated record